Messenger RNA from Candida tropicalis MYA-3404, 1128 nucleotides. RefSeq lists its product as uncharacterized. Lineage: Eukaryota; Fungi; Ascomycota; Pichiomycetes; Serinales; Debaryomycetaceae. The record is from RefSeq and is a predicted model, not a curated record. The transcript has a single exon. Bases 1 to 1128 code for a protein of 375 amino acids.
AUGUCUUCCUUACAACAAUACCAAAACCAAAACCAAAAACAACAAUAUAUACGUAAGUCUACUCGUGCUAGAAAAUUAUCUGAAAAAGCUAAAACUAACACUCCUACUUUAGUUGAUAAUCCACAGCAACAACAGCAUAUAAUAAAUGACAACGAUAACAACAACACUAAUGAUGAUGAUGAAUCUCCGAAGAAGAAGAGAAAAAUUUCAAGAAUUGAAGAAGAAGAAUCUCAGAAAACUGACAAGAUAGAUCCUGUUGAAAAAUUAUUAAGUUUGUCUAAUAUCAAUCAGGAUUUUUUACUGGAUUUUGAAUUCAAUACCCAUCAUCACAAGAGUUCCAAUUGUUCAUUAGAUGGUUGUGAUAACGAUGGUGAUAUAAGUGAACAAGAAUCUCAACUACUGUAUGAUGAAAAUGAUGAUGAAUAUUAUGAAGAAGAUUAUCCUGUUGAAAUUGAAAAUGUAAAUUUCACUAAAAUUAUUCAAGAUAAUAUUCGUCAAUUUUAUGUUAAAAGAAGAUUACAAGGUCAAUAUAAAGAUACUUUUUCAUUACUUAAUAAAUCAAAAGAUGAUGAAUUUACACCGACAUAUCAAUCAUCUACCCAACACCAAACUGUCCAACAACAACAACAAUCCAAUAAUAAAUCAAAUGAAGUUCCAUUCUUCAAAAGUGUUAAUUUUGGUAACAAGCCAAAAGAAUACACUAUUGAUGAUUAUUUCUCAUAUGGUGAUGAAGAUGAUGAAGAUGAUAAAGAUGAACAAGAAUCAGGAAGUCUACUGGAAUCAUCUAGUAGAAAUUCAUUAAGUGUAUCUUCAGAAGAGGAAUAUAGUGAUAGUGAUGAAUCCGAUGGUAAUGGUGUAUCUCCAAUAACCACUCCAAAGACAGAAAUUAAAUCAUUAUAUAUUCCAAAAAUCAAUCCUCAUCAUUAUUAUUAUUAUCAUGGUGGUAGAUUUAAUAAUUCAAAUCAAUCACCUCUUUUUCAACAUCAAUCUAGUUUGAACAAUUCCAAUGGUAAUAAUGAAUUGGAACAAGAUUUAUCUAAAAUAUUAAACAAAAACAGUUUAAUUAAUGGUAAAGCUAGUGAAAUGGUCAGUUCUGGUAAUUUUUUAAUCAAUGAUUUCUUCUUAUAA